UCUUGUCAGUCUUUACUUAACUGACUGUGCGCUUCAAGAAGUUCAUUCAAUACCUUGGUGAUCGACAACAGAACAAGAUACUUCAGAACAAAGAAAUCACUUGAAGUCGUAGAAGUACAAAAUGAGGUUCGUUGUGGUCGUGUUUCUCGUGUCCUUGGCUGUGUUCGUUUCUCCCGCCAUCAAACCGGCGUGUGGACAGAAAAACAAGCCAGCCGGACAGUCAACGUCAUGUCUGGUGGGUCGUCCUGGUAUCCCUGGACUCCACGGUACACCCGGUGCUCCUGGACGAGACGGACGAGAUGGCAGAACAGGUACUCAAGGUAAACAAGGUCCUCGAGGGUUUGACGGGACUCCAGGAAAGCAAGGACCUCCCGGAGCUGCUGGUCCACCAGGUAACACUGGUCCUCAAGGUCCUAAGGGUGACGCUGGUCCAAAAGGAGAAAAGGGGGAACCUGGGGCGAGAGGACUCUCAGCCUAUUCGAACUGGAAAGAAUGUUCGUGGACCAAGAUCAACAAACAAAAAGACAAUGGGCUGAUCAGGGAUUGUCUUUUCUGCAAGAAUUUCACGGAUUCCAUCCUCCAUGUUUACUGGAAUGGCGAUUUUAGAAUUCAUAAUUGUAACGACUGUUGUAAGCGCUGGUUCUUCACGUUCAACGGUGCUGAAUGCAAGAACCCUCGUGCUAUUGAUGGCAUCGUGUACAUGAGAAAAGGAGUGGGUCACAACAUUCACCGUGUCCGCCAUAUUGAAGGUCACUGUGACAAGAUCCACAAGGGACAUGUUCGUGUGGGUUUCAAUGUCGGGAACUGUGCCGGGUAUGGAAAUGUUGACGCCUGGACUGGGUGGAACUCAAACAGUCGUCUUUUCGUAGAGGAGGUACCCAGACCCCAGCCGUAGAACUAUCCAUUUCCUACAAAACGUAAGCCACACUGAUUGAAUGCGAAGUCUAAUAAAACACUAUAACAAGCACUUUGAGAUGUUGUUUAAUCCAUGCAGUGUUAGUUAAAUAAAAUAGAAAUAGAAUAAA
Molecule: messenger RNA, 1025 nt
Organism: Actinia tenebrosa (Australian red waratah sea anemone)
Lineage: Eukaryota; Metazoa; Cnidaria; Anthozoa; Actiniaria; Actiniidae
Product: collagen triple helix repeat-containing protein 1-like
Source: RefSeq, a predicted model, not a curated record